GCCAGUAUGAACUGGGUGGGCGGACACAGGCAAAGAAUCAUGUUUAAACAUGAAAGAAGAAAACAAAAGGACUUUUUUGAAAGAAAGAAACUCAAAUCCAAACUGAAGUUGUUACAACCAACACAGGCACACUCUUCUAUAAGUUCAGAUCUUCUUAAUCUACAUGUUGUUAAUCAAAUAUGCAGCAAAAAAGAAAGAACCAUAACUCUGUUCCUGGAAAGAAAUCUCUUUGUAUUAAAGAAGAUUCCAUUUUUAAAAAGCUGUCAGACGAUGAAGACUUUGAAAAUACAAAUACUCCAAGAAAUGGCAACUUUGGUACUAAAUCCUACAGAAUGCAAAGACUAUCUGAAAUUACUCCUGCAUUAG
Pelobates fuscus (common spadefoot toad) is the source of this 366-nucleotide messenger RNA. It is a transcript of the gene REDIC1, whose product is annotated as regulator of DNA class I crossover intermediates 1. NCBI's taxonomy places the organism in Eukaryota, Metazoa, Chordata, Amphibia, Anura, Pelobatidae. The transcript has 5 exons. The record is from RefSeq and is a predicted model, not a curated record. Bases 7 to 366 code for a protein of 119 amino acids.